GAGGAAGUAGUGUUAUUGUGAAGCUCUCCCAGAAGUAUUUACGUCAAGUAUAACGUGUGCGGUUAUAUAUACACGUAAAAAAAAAGAAAAGAAAGUUAAUUUUAAUCCCGAGUGGUUGGGCUGCUAGACAACGAAAAAUUAAAAAUAUUAACGAUACCGAUGGUAACGUAGGAUUUGAUGUUGGAGGGGAAGUGAGGACGUGAGCGCCACGUCACUGACGAGUGCAGGAAACAUCACACACUCACAACCCUGCCUGGAUUAGAUCACAAAUACAAACAAACCCCUCUGUUCCAGUGCUGACUGUUUCCCUUAAAACACUCGAAUAUAAAGCUGUGCCCUUCAAGAAAGCUAAAAUGACGUCAUCUAAUUUGGGUUUAAUAAUGAACGUGGUGAACAGCAUUGUGGGAGUCAGUGUGCUGACCAUGCCCUUCUGCUUCAAACAGUGUGGUAUAGUGUUAGGCGCACUGAUGCUUUUCUUCUGCUCGUGGAUGACCCAUCAGUCCUGCAUGUUUCUGGUCCAUGCAGCCUGCAACACCAAGCGCAGGACUUACGCUGGACUGGCUUUUCAUGCAUUUGGUAAACCAGGAAAGGCGCUUGUGGAGCUGAGUAUGAUAGGCUUAAUGCUUGGUACCUGUAUUGCAUUCUAUGUGGUCAUUGCAGACCUUGGAUCAAACUUCUUUGCCCAACUUUUAGGCCUCCAGGUAACAGGCAGUUUCCGUGUCCUGUUGCUCAUUGCUGUGUCACUGUUCAUUGUGCUGCCUCUGAGUCUGCAGAGGAACAUGAUGUCAUCUCUCCAGUCAUUUUCAGCCAUGGCACUGAUGUUCUACACACUCUUUAUGUUCACGAUAGUGUUCUCCUCUCUGCGUUACGGCAUUAUCAGUGGGUCAUGGGUGGAAAGAGUGCACCUGUGGCGCAUCAAAGGGGUCGUGCAAUGUCUGCCAAUUAUCGCCACUACCUUCUGCUGCCACCCGCAGGUGCUGCCUACCUACGAUAGCCUGGAUGAGCCCUCGGUCAAGAGAAUGAGCACCAUCUUCACUGCUUCUCUCAACGUUGUUACCACCUUUUACAUCACAGUGGGGUUCUUUGGCUAUGUAAGUUUCACAGACACCAUAGCUGGGAAUGUGCUGAUGAAUUUUCCCUCUAACCUUGUGACGGAGAUGAUCCGGGUGGGCUUCAUGAUGUCCGUGGCCGUGGGCUUCCCCAUGAUGAUCCUGCCCUGCAGGCAGGCCAUCAACACCAUGCUGUUUGAGCAGCAGCAGAAGGAUGGCACUUUUGCUGCCGGUGGGUACAUGCCGCCCCUUCGCUUCAAGUGCAUUACUCUGUGCAUUGUCUUCGGCACUAUGCUGGGAGGUAUCCUCAUCCCGAAUGUGGAGACUAUCCUAGGUCUGACUGGAGCCACUAUGGGUAGCCUGAUCUGCUUCAUUUGCCCUGCUCUCAUAUACAGGAAGAUCAUGAAGAAUGGCCUCACUGCUCAGCUGGUUCUGUGGGUUGGGCUUGGGAUUCUACUCUUGAGCACCUUCACCACUCUGUCCAUAUCCAAUGAGCCAGAUCAAGUACAGCCUCCUGCUAUCAUCCCUAAAACUAAUGACAAACCUCCUGUUGUUGCUGUGCCAGAGCUGCCCAAACAUCAUGCUGAAGAAACCCCAGCGGCUCCCAUGGCAGCAGGAAAGCCGGAUAAACCUAAGCCGGCUGUGGAGCAGAUCCUGCCUGUAGAGGAGGUGAAGGAGCCAGCUGAGCCACCACAGAUUAAAGUGCCCAUGGAAGUGCCUGAGAGGAAGAAGGAUGAGGAGGUUCAGCUGGACCGUCCUGGAGCAGACGUUGCAGUGCCUGAUGGAGAGGCUCACCGCCACGAGCCACCCAUCCCUCAUGAUGAAGUUCAGAUAGAGAAGCGCAAGAACCAGCAGGAGCUCGAUGAAGAAAAGAACCAAGGUGCCAGAAAUGAAGAGGAGGAGUUGGCAGAACAAGGGGCAGGCCAGCAACAGGAAGUGACUCAAGAUAAAUUGAAGAACGAGGCGGUGCUUAAAAAGCAGGAUGUUGCGAAGGUCCAUUUGGCCCAGGAUAUGGCCAAUGAGAUUCAUGAAAAGGUGGAAGAACAGAAGAAGCCAGAGGUGGUGGUGGUGCGUAAGGCUGUGGAACAGCCAUCUUUAGUGAAGAACCUGGAAGCUGAGAACAGAGUGCCUGCGGAUAAGAAAUCAGAGGAAAGUGAUAAAAAAGCAGCUGGACCUGAGUCUGUGAAACAUCCUGACCCAUUGGCCCAUUUGCCUGAGGUGCAUGAUGUCAGUCAAGAGCAUAAAGAAGAGAAAAAACAGGAUGGGAAGGACACCAAGGAAGGAGAUGGAGACAAAAUGGAAGAGGGAGUGCUGGACCAUGCCAUGCUACUGCAGGUGAUCAAAGAGCAGCAAGAACAACAGAAGAGGCUGCUGGACCAACAGGAGAAACUCCUGGCAGUCAUUGAGGAACAGCACAAAGAGAUCCAUCAGAAAAAGGACGAAGAGGAAGAACUGAAACCUGCAGGUGAUGCUGCAGCUGACAUGGGUGAAAUAGCGCAACAGCAGCAUGACGCAGCAGAUGGAGACAGGAAGGUGAAAGCCCCGGAACAGAGCUCAGACCACCACCAGGAACCUGAGAAGCUAGCACCUGUAGCUGAUGCUCAGAAGCAGCAAGGGAAAGAUCUGAAUCUCAACCCAGCACAAGAUGAACCUGUACAGGAGAAACAGCCUCUGCAAGUAGCAGUGCAUGUAGAUGGAGACUCGCAGAGAGACCUCGGGGCACGAGGGGUGCCAUUACGUAAGCAUCAGCCUGACCAUUCUAAAGAUAAGCAAAAUAGGCAAGGAGGCCUGGAAGAGCUUCAUUCAGAAGAUAUUGUCAAGGAGGAGGAGAGAGUAAGACAGAGGUUAGCCCAGCUGGAAGCUGAGAAAGAACGACUUGAGAAGGAAAGGUUGGAGAAGGAGAGGCUCGAGAUGGAAAGGUUGGAGAAGGAGAGGCUCGAGAUGGAAAGGUUGGAGAAGGAGAGACUUGAGGUGGAAAGGUUGGAGAAGGAGAGGCUGGAGAAAGAAAAACUGGAAGAAGAGAGGCUUGAGAAAGAGAGGCUGGAAGCAGAGAAGUUGAAACAAGAGAAGGAUGAGCUCGAUCAAGAAAUCGUGAAGCAAGCUGAGGAAGAGCAGAAAUUGAUAAAGCAGAAGGAAAAACUGGUCCAGCUGCAGCAGGUGAUUGACAAUCAGAAUGAGGUCAUUGCUAAAAAGCAGCAAGCACCUCCACCUCUGAAAAAAGGAGGUAGAGACUUGAAGGAGAAUUUGGCUCCUCAAGUAGAGGAGCCUCAGGAAGAAAAGAAGAGCAGAGAGAAGGGAGGGAUGGACCUGAGAAGGCGACGCAGGGCUCUGGGGGAUGAGGAGAGAGGAGUACAUGGAUUGGAAUCACUGCUGGAGCUCGGAGGGUCACAUCUCCAUGCAGCACUCGAGGCUCAGCUGCUGGUUGGAGCUGUGGUCCAUUCCCGCCAAAUUAAACAGACUACACACGAGCAAAACACAGAUGAGUAGUUUUUCAGCUAGCCUUAUGUUAAGUACAUGAACAUGUCACCACACACACACUUCAAUGGCUCAUACAUCUCAAGCUCAUAUGAACAUCAACUGUAACAAGUGUCUCGAGCACAAAAUCCACACUGAAGGGCAUGCUUAAUCCACCGCUAGACAACGAUGGGGUUUCCUCAUUUACUGCACUUCUAUAGCUUUCUAAGGACGCUUCACUCCCGAGAUCUGCCGUUCUUAGCAGUGUUUUCUUUUGCACUGUAAUCUAAAAGAAGUGGUUGGCUUUUUCUUCUGUAAUCUCUCAGCCACAUUGAACCUAACCUGCAAGAAGGCUGGGCUCAAUAUCAAACCAACCAUCAUAAAUAGGCAUGUUACAUAUUUCUGUUCGCUCUAUAUGUUAAGGAUUAAUGCCAGGGUGCCAGAUUUGUUCGACUGUAUUGGAAAUGUCAGUGAAAAUGGUGUAUUUUAACAUGCAUUUGUUAAAAUGCUGAAAAAUGAGUGGUAUCACAUUGAUUACUGCUGAUUUGUAUAUAUGUACAUGGUCAGUGUAUUUUCUACAUUCAUCCUAAAGGAUGCAGGGGUUCUGUUAAGAGUCUUUUGAAAUUUAUUUGCAGCAGAUACAUUUUGAGACAUGAAGCUGCCAAAGCUUCCAUAAACACCUUUAACAUCCUGAAAAUGAUACUGUUUUUCAUUUGAGUUAAAGCUGAGUGUUUUUCUACAUUGUUAAAUAACAAAGGUGUUAGUUGAAACUAGCCUUAAAGGAACAGUCCACCGUACUUCCAUAAUGAAAU
This is a messenger RNA of Neoarius graeffei (lesser salmon catfish), 4315 nucleotides long. RefSeq names its product solute carrier family 38 member 10 (gene slc38a10). Gene Ontology annotation, biological process: amino acid transmembrane transport. The record is from RefSeq and is a predicted model, not a curated record. Bases 354 to 3536 code for a protein of 1060 amino acids. The transcript is spliced from 17 exons. Gene Ontology annotation, molecular function: amino acid transmembrane transporter activity. NCBI's taxonomy places the organism in Eukaryota, Metazoa, Chordata, Actinopteri, Siluriformes, Ariidae.